Lepisosteus oculatus (spotted gar) is the source of this 8463-nucleotide messenger RNA. Its product is annotated as rho-related GTP-binding protein RhoG. Gene Ontology annotation, molecular function: protein kinase binding; GTPase activity; GTP binding. NCBI's taxonomy places the organism in Eukaryota, Metazoa, Chordata, Actinopteri, Semionotiformes, Lepisosteidae. Gene Ontology annotation, cellular component: cytoskeleton; cell projection; cytoplasmic vesicle. The record is from RefSeq and is a predicted model, not a curated record. Gene Ontology annotation, biological process: cell chemotaxis; Rac protein signal transduction; establishment or maintenance of cell polarity.
AGUGUUUUCCUAGAUGUGAAGAGAUGUGAAACACCGUGGGAUCCUUUGGGAUAAAUAUUGCUGCACAGAUCCAGACAGUUGUUUUUAUAAAAAUAAUUUACAAACCAAAUAAUUAUUGUGAUUAAUGAAGAGGAAAUCUUAACACGUGCCUGGAUGCUGAAGUCCUGAACGGGUGAGAAUGCAGAGUAUAAAGUGUGUGGUGGUAGGAGAUGGUGCUGUGGGAAAGACCUGUCUCCUGAUCUCCUACACCACCAAUGCCUUUCCCAAAGAAUACAUCCCCACUGUCUUUGACAACUACAGCUCCCAGGUAACUGUGGAUGGCAGGACUAUUAGCCUAAAUCUGUGGGACACGGCAGGCCAGGAGGAGUACGACCGCCUGCGUACCCUCUCUUAUCCGCAGACCAACGUCUUUGUCAUCUGCUUCUCCAUCGCCAGCCCGCCCUCCUACGAGAAUGUCAAGCACAAGUGGCACCCAGAGGUCACCCACCACUGCCCCAAUGUGCCUAUCCUCCUGGUGGGCACCAAGAAGGACCUGCGUAAUGACGCCGAGGUCUUGAAGAAGCUCAAAGAGCAGAACCAAACCACCAUCACCCAGCAGCAGGGCUCCGCACUCGCUCGCCAGAUCCACGCCAUCAAGUACCUCGAGUGCUCAGCCCUCAACCAAGAAGGCAUUAAGGAGGUUUUUGCAGAGGCGGUACGGGCCUUCCUCAACCCCCAGCCUGCCUGCACUAAGAAACCCUGUGUGCUCUUGUAGACAGAAGGUGACCCAUCAUCAUAAUAAUAAAGAAAUAGAAUAAUAAUCUAGUAAUAUGAAAAAUACCAACGACUAUGAGAAGGUAGCGUUCACAGCUGAGAUUAUAUUUGGGCGAAAAUUGAGAACAUGAGAUUUCUGAUAUUUUCUCCGAGUGGAAGGCUUUACUUGGAACGAAAGCAACCUACAUGGUUUCAUCGUGACUUUGUGUUUGGAAGGGCGAAGGAAGUAAGAAGUCUCUGGCUGGAGUCCCAAAUGUAAUUCCAGCUUUGGAUGCUGCCCUACAGAGAAAUUAGAAGAGUCAGCAGUCAAUCCUUUUUCUUCCUUUAUAUCUGCAUCCCCUAUCAUCUUUCUAUUUUUUUUGCUUUUCUUUUUUUUUUCCAAAACACAUUCUUUCCUGUUGAGAAUAUAAAUGCAUCAUACCAUUCACAAACUGUAGUCAUUGUGGACAGGCUGUGGUCACUCAGAAUGGUAUGGAUGCUUUUCUUAACCCAAAAGUGCUACGUCCACUAUGAAGCUUCACAAAUUUAGUAAAACAUGCGUCAAAGUUUGAUGAUUGGAUAGUUCGCCCCUCUUCAUAGUUAUAGAUAACAUGAUCAUGUUUAAUCUGACAAUUUCAAGGAGUGGUAGCAACCACAUUAAAGGCUGCUACACAUGACCUUGGCAUGACUGUCAGCACUGCUGCCUCCCAGCUCCUGUGUCUUGCAUUACCGUACUGGGGUGCCUUUCCUCUGGAGUUUGCAUGUUCUUCCUGUGUUCACAAGGGUUUUCGCAAGGUGUGCUGGCUUCCUCCCAUCUCAUGAAGCUUACGAAGACGUGCCAGCCCUUUGUGCUCGUGUGUUUGUGCCCUGCGAUGUGGACUAAACAUCAACAUUGUCUUGCGCCGGACACUGUGCUUCUGGAAACACCUCUGCGUUGGGCAGUCCUGAACAAGAAUAAGCAGCUUUUUAACAACUGGUGGGAUAGAUGGAUACAUGUGAGCACCCAUGUAGAAAAAUGUUAAACAAAAUAUCCCUAACACCUAUCUUAAAAAUGGGAUUUAAUACAGGAUGAGUUUCUCCUUUUCCUCAGGGGCUUCCUUCCACACCUUCAGGAUAACGAUGAGUUAGUCUUCUCUCUUAAAGAGAUCCUUGUUAAUUUUCAACUGAUUACACUGACAGUUUCAUUCCAUAAUGAGUUAACACCUUGUCACAUGUCUAGGGCAAAAUGGGCCAUUCUUAUCAAGUUACAGUAGUGCAUGAUGGGGUUUAGAAGUCUUUCUUUCCUUUAUUUUACAAAGAUUACAGAGAUUUUAUAGUGCUUACAUCCAAAUGUAAAAACUCAAGUUCUGCAGUGAGUGACCUGUUACAUUUGGGCCUUUUGCAUUAUUCCUCCUAUGGACCUUGAAACAUGAAUAUGAAACACUCUAUGAAUAGCACAAGCAAGAUGGAAUGAGGAAAAAAACCUGAGAUAUAAUUAAUCAUAUGCAGGGUUUUGUGAUUUGAUCAGAUGGCAUAGACAUAGUAUAGGCCUCUCCUCAAAGUAAAGAGAAGCUUCCUGGACAGGCGUAUAUCAGCUUGUUCUCCUUUUUUUAUCUUUUUUUUUUAAAAGAGCAAUCUAAUCGCAAAAAGAAGACUGACCUUGAUCCCAGUUUUUCAUUAACAAUUCAAACCAGGCUUUAGCUGAAACAGAAAGGGAUCAAUACAACUGCCAUCUGCAAUGUCCUGCACUACUUAAGCACAUACAGUAGACAGAGGUGUGAGGAACACUGCCUUGUAGUGCGAACAAGAGAAAGGUCAGAGUUGAUAUCUGUAGUUAACAGCAAGCCCUGCAAAUGACGAAUUUCAGCAGCAGAGAUCUUAUCUGAAUUCUGAUUGGUGGGGAACACUGCCGGUGACUGCAACUAGUAACCGCAAGCCCAGUGGACAGAGAAAGCCUAUCACACUGGAGAUAAACUGGAGAUUUGUAUCUCCCUCUGCCUUCAAAGUGUUCACUUGUACCACUAGAUAUUUACUGUCCCUCCAGAGUUCUGGUUCUUUUGGUAUAUUUUUGACAAGGGUGUUUUCAUUUCAAAAUCCACCCUUUUUUCUUUUUAAAAUAAAGUUUAAAGAUACAGUAUGAAACUUGGUCAUUUUUAGCACUGGCUAAAGAGGUUGAAGCUGAAUGGUUUUUUUUUUCAGUCACAAAUUCUGUUUUUUCUUUUUUAAACCUGGUGCAGUGUCCCUUCGUGCCCAUUUGAAAACUGCCUUGUUUCUGCACUGCAGAAGGAAAGAAGCCUUUUUAAUUUUGUGUUACUGUUCUUUUGUACUAUGUUUAUGUAGUAAAAAGGUACCAUAUAGUAAUCAUGAAUAUCAAAAUAAUUGUAUGAAAGAUACAAGAUGUUUUAUAGAGAAUUUUGUUGUGCAUUUUUAUUUUUGGAAGUCUGUGAUAAGUGAAAUCAUUUUCCUGUUGUGGCAUUAGGCUCUCAGCAGUAUGCAGUCUCAGAUGUCUAUCUUCAGCCUCUUGGUACCCUUGUUGUGAAUAAUUUAAAAUUUGCAUCUGUUAAAAUAGAAUCACCUAAAAGAAAUGUCCCAUUUUCUAGUUAUUCGCAGUGAACUGAGAAAUUUCAUAGAAUAGAUAUUAACAUGUUAUCAUACAGUGGAGGAAAGUUCAGUCGUAACCUGAACCAGGAAUAUUUUUCUAUAGUACUUUGGACUAGAGGAUCAUUGAAUGUGGCUUCAGAUGUUUUCACACAGCUGCUACUAAUUAUGGAAGUUAGUGUGAAUCAACAAGGAAUCAAGCUUUUUUUCUUUAUGAACUGUAUCAAUAUUUAUCAUGAUAAGCAGGCAAACAGAUCCCGAUAGUAUACUAUAGGAAACGGGAAAGGUCCCAGUUACUGUUAUUGUCAUAUUUGUAAGUUUCAUCAAGUGAAAAACCUGAUCUUUUAUGAAAACAUCCAUUUAUGGUACUAGAAUGAAAAGGAACUAGAAAGAUUUUGUUUAAAUAGAUUUUACCAAUCUUUUCUGAUGCUUAGUUUCAAGUUCUUAGUUCUGAUUUAGGGUAGAGUUCAGCAACCACACAUUAAGACAGUUUGCCAAAUUACAUUAUUCUCAAAGACAAGUUUAUGCGCUGAAAAAUGUUGUUUUUAAAACUUUUGAAAAGCUUGAUUCACCAAGAGAAAAGUUAACUGCAUCAGCAACAAAUUGCAAAAUAGUAUAAUAAAAAAGCUUUCCACAUAAGACCUAAUAUGAUCUCACAAAGAAGAAGGGAAAUUAAUUGUUACACAAGAUUAUCUGAGUAAUGUACAAAAUGCUGGAGUUGAGUGUUCCUUAAUCACAUUUUGCUAAAGCUGCUUGUAUCAGUGGUUGAAGAUAUGUUUGAUGUAAAGAUGUUGAAGAUUCAGCUGACACUUAUUCACGUAUUUCAACAGAAAUGCGCCUUGCUAAAAUUUGUCCUUCUUGGUCCAGACAUUUGUACAGUAUUUUUCUGCAAAGGUUUCUGCAAUGAAUACCACUAGAAUUGUCCUUUGGCAUAAAAGUGAUCAUGGGGAAAAAACAGCCUUUUGAUUUAAGGUUUCAUCUUAGUCCAAUCAAUACAUUUGUUUAUUUUAAAUAUUGUUUUUAUGCUCCUUGCUUGAUUGUCCUUUUAUAAAAAAUGCUUAUCUUUAAUUUAUGGUUUAAUGUUGUCUAAUUAAAUAACACUUUUUUAAAAAAGUCACAAGUUUUACAGAACCUGUCAGGUUGUUCACAUAAACAUGUUAAUUGCUCUAUCUCAACUAAAAUUAAACCAAAGUAUAUAUCCAGAAUCCUGUUCAGUAUUUCAUUUGUUUUUUGCCAGCUCUCUGUAACUGCGUGGUUCAUGUGUGAUCGGAAAAGAUCUCCCCUUUGAGCUAGCUUGCUACGUUGACCUCAAGUCUGAAUUCCAAGUAUCCGUGUCUGCAGAUACUACAUGGAGAUACUCUGAUAAGGUCAGAGAGCAGAUGUUAAAAUUAAACACCAUUUUAUCAUUUUCACAUCACUUGUCAACAGGAGAAGUAUGUUUUUUUUUUCAGUUGCUUUAAUAAGGGAUAACAGUAAAAAAAAAACGUCUUAAUUAUGCUACGACUCAGUUGCAGCCUAUAAAAUGGUAAGGGUUUACCACAGCAAUAAAACUGAAUUAAAUCUUCUUCUAAUCCACUGUUUGCGGAAGCAGUCCCACCCUGUCAGUAUUCACCACUCUAGAAUCUUCUCUGGUGCUCAAUGUCACACUUCACUGACCAAGCACUCAUGCUAUAGGUGAAAGAGGAAACACCAUAACUGUUUCAAAUAAGAUACACAUUGGCUUAUUUUCAUAUUGCUGUCAUUAGUCAACUUGCCAAAUAAUAAAAAAAGAGAACUUGUGAACAUUAACUUCCUUCUGAAAACACAGAACUUGCUUAUAUUUUCGGCGAGCUUGGCAUUUUUGCUUUUCAAAUUUGUUCUAAAAGAUCUCUGCAGAAGGAUACAAGAUAAGGGAUUUCACUCUUGGAGCUGCAGAGGACAGGGCUGUUUCUCCACAGCCCGGGCCUAGAUUUUGGUCACUUCUCUUCCCUCCCUGCCAGGCACAAGUACUUCUGUUCCAGAGAGGCACACUCCUGAGAGUGAUCAUAUUUUGGCUGGGCACACUAUUCUGAAGUGUUUCUGAGAUCCUGUGAAAUUUUGUAGAGGUUCGUACGGCUCUGGGGUUCUGGGUCCUUGAGGUCUGGUGUUGUAAAAUUGUAUGUUACCUUGAUCAUAAAAAAGUGCCAUAGUUGUGAAAAUCAAAUAAAAACUUGUUUACAAAGUGGUGGGGUGUCUAUAAUAGAUUACCCUGGAACUUUUCAAAACCGAACACGCAUUCAAAGUCUGCAUCAUUCAAAAAGUGGCAGAAUUGGAUUCAUUAAGUUUAAACAAUCUGUAAACCAGCAAUUGAUUGAGAUGGAUCAAAUGGCCUCCUCGUUAGAUGCUUUCUUAUGUUUUUAGAUUUUAUUGUCUCAGAUCUAGCCACUCAAUGUCACAGGCUCCCAGUUAUAACACUCCUGCCUACUCUGUGACCCAGGACUGAAGACUUUAUGGAAGUCCCUUCCUUUACAGAGCCUGAGCUGAGGGCUGAUUCACCAUAAUCUCUCUACAAACUGGCCUGCUGCAAGUCCAGAGGUCAGUAAACUACUUACCAGUCAUUGACUUUCUACUAAUAACUAGAAAGCCAUGAAGGCCUGAAUGGUCUGUUCCUGUCUCUUUAUGAGACAAAAACAAGGAUUAGGUGUAUCUAUCUGUGUCUUCACAUCUUCUGUCCCAAUAUUUAAUCUCAGCUGCAAUCUCACAAUACUUUUCUGGAUGGGCUCUGUCUUUACCCAACAGGAUGCAUCAUUCCUCCUUAUUCCAAAUAGCACAUUUGCUGCCGUAACAUAGUCUUUUCCAAUUCUGAUUGGGAAGAAUACAGGUAGCAAAAAUUCCCCUCUGUGCUCUACAAGAGAUUUUGUAUAAGUCCUAUUUCUCUGUCUCACUCUGACCGUGACCAGUUUAGUAAAGAAAAAACCCCUGUGCCUGAUGUCUCAGUAUAUCCCAGUCACAGUGCCUGCCUUUUCUCAAAGGAAAAUGGAGGAGUUUUUAAUGGCUGAAAGAAUCUGGAUGUUGUGAGAUAACAUCAGCACAGAACUUCCAUUCCUGUCUGGUUUUCUUACAUCAAUUUAGAAGCUGUGUCCUCAGGGUCCAUGGAUAAGAGUUCAAUUCUGCUGGAGUUCAAUUCUUUUCCUAAGAUAAAGUACCAACAGAAUGCUAGGCCUUGUAGUGCAAAGAUUUUAAGAAGUCCUAAUCUGUCAGUUGCUUCCGUUUGUUCUAAAUGUAGAUCCCAGUGUGUUAAGAUUAUACAAUUGGUGUCGGAUCAAGAUGAUGAAGAUCACGCAGUCCUGGGACUUGCUUGAAAUGAGACUAAGAGAACAAACUGAAUCCUGUAUUUGAAUAUAACGGUGUUAUUUAAUAGAGGCUUUGAAUAAGAAGUGCAAUUAGACUCCACAUGGACCAAUCAAAGUCUUAAAAUUGAUGGAGAUGACCAAUUAUUUGGCAACAAAAAAGUCCAGCUUCCAACAAUUCCUCGAGCACCCUGGGCUGAUAUGACAAAAGUAGCUUGUGAUUCAGCUUUCCUUGGAAAACUGCUUUAUAGGCAGAAUCACUUCAAGGAUGGAGGGAAACAUGAGCAUACGCACACCAGCUUACUUGAUAAUGCUAGCAAGCAAUUUACAGACACCAUGUAACAAUUUGAACAAUGAAAAUACAUGGUUUUUCCUGCCUCCGUGCAGAACUCAGUGAAGCAAUUCCAGCCUAUCCAGCACCACACGUACUGUUGUGUUGAUGAAAGUAUUUCCCAUGGCAUUUACAAACUAUUCUCAUUUAACAGAUAGUGGACUUUGCAUUGAACAAGCUGAAGUAGUGUAUAUUAUACAGCACUGUUUCUGCAGUACUGUACUUUAAGUGUGUUUGUAAUGUUUCUGUGUGCUUGUAUUUACUCCCUGCUUUAAUAACAUUUUUAUACAGCAAACUCAAAAUAUAUACACAACACCCAAUAAACAUUUUUAUUUAAAAUGAGCUACUCUGAGAAACUUUGAUGAGACAAUCUGGCAGUUUUUGAAAAUCUGGCCACUCCUUUACUCCUAGGGUGCUGGAUAAUUGAUGAUCUACCACAACAGUUUACCUACCUUAUUGCAAAUAAGGGAACAAACAUCUUCCCUAUGGCACGGACUCUGUCAGCUUAUUGUACGGUCCUACCUAGGUGUAAGGACACACCAAACAUUUCAUAAUACCAAGCAAGAAAUUAUAAUACCACCCCUCCGUGUUUUCUAAACAAAAUUAUGGUGAUUGGUGUGUGUACUAAGCCAGUUACCCUGGAACAGAAAGCACAUUUAAAAUGAUAUGAUCUUUCUUAAUGUUACCCAGGGCUUGUUUGCAGCAUCCCCAAACCAGCUUGCAAACAGUUCCUCAGUUCUUGAACUGAGAAUUAGCAAGAUCGGCACCGGAAUUGACAAGCUGGUUGCACAGAGGUACUUAUUCAGUACAGGCUAGAGAGAUGGGUUAGAGCUGAGAUGUGGAGGAAGUGACAAAGUUCAAGGACAGAUGUACAGUGCAUGAAACAGAAAGUGGUGUGUACUAACCCACGGGUAGAACUGCAAAGGACAAGCACCUCACACCUCCUACAGUAUUCGUCUCCCUUAUUUGCCUGAGAAUCAUUUGACAGUAAAAUUAGGGAAGCAAACCUCAUGCCGCACAGCAAAUCCUGUAAAAGAGAUAACGUCCCUUUUACUAAUGAGGCAGGCCCCCACCUCUCCACUAUAAGAAUAAUUUGACAGUAAAAUAAGUUAUUAAUACCUCUGUGAGAUGGCACAAACUGUGGAAACAACAGAACCCUCUUUGUUUGUCUUCUUGCUUGGCUUCUUACAAAAAGUGAAACUUUGUUUUUCCCCAUUUUCAUUCACAUUGGAAACAAACUGUGAGUUUCUUGUGCUGUAAAUUUUUAACCAUCCAGUAUGCGUUGGGUGAGAGUCCACAAGAGACUACCUUGUUCAAAUUCAAAUCAUACAGUUCUACAAAAUGUUAAAAUACUGAAAUGUGAAAGGUACACCUUGCCGCAGGAAAAAAGGAGGCACAGCAACCAAUUUUUUAACCUCUCUGAAAAAACUGUUUUAAAGAUCCAUUAAAUGUAAAUGUGAUAACCCACAAUGCCAUUAUGUGUUCGCUUUUUAAUAAACAUGCAUGAUCACACGA